Molecule: messenger RNA, 6054 nt
Organism: Rhineura floridana
Lineage: Eukaryota; Metazoa; Chordata; Lepidosauria; Squamata; Rhineuridae
Gene: USP19
Product: ubiquitin specific peptidase 19
Exons: 27
Coding region: 285-4589 (1434 amino acids)
Biological process (GO): protein deubiquitination
Molecular function (GO): cysteine-type deubiquitinase activity
Source: RefSeq, a predicted model, not a curated record
CAUGAGCUCGGGCCUGGCUCCUCCUGAGUCCUCUCGCUCGGAACUUCAGUUCGAAACAAAACAAACCGCGGGGGUGGGACCCGCCUGCCCUGUUGGGGGGAGGGGGCCGGCGAGUGACCGCGGCCGAGGCAAGGCGGCGGCGGGCGAAGGCAUUAGUUCCUUGCCAGAGAGAUUGACCACAAAGAGUCGCCAAGAUAGCUGGCUCGGGAAGAAAGCGUCGCACCCCUGACCCAGACUCUGUCACCGACCCCGGCGGGCCGUUUGUCUCGUCCAAACGGCUGAAAAUGUCUAGCAGUGCCAGCAUCCCUGGCCAGAGGAGAACACGGGGCGUGGAAGAUGCAACCAGUAAGAAAAAGCAGAAGGACCGUGCCAAUCAGGAGAAUAAGGAAGGCGAGAGGCCAGUUGGCAGUGACUCAAAGAAAGAGCCUUUUGCUGGCCUGGAGCUGGUAGAGCCCAACUGGCAGAGGGAGUCUGAGGAGGACCUGCUGCUGGACUGGAAGCAGAAUGCUCAUGAAGUUAUUGUGAAGCUGAGUUUGGGCAGUGGAGCCCCAAAGGCAGAGGAAGUGGAUACGUCUUUCACAGACACCAAUUGUGUAGUUAAAUUACCUGAUGGCCGCGAAUGGAGCUGCCAGUUCUUUGCGGAGAUUGAAAGCUCCUGCAGCAAAGUCCAGCACAAGAAGGGCAAUAUCCUACAGUUGGUGCUACAAAAGAAGAUCCCGUUGCACACUUGGGCUUCACUUUUGAAGCGUUGCAAGGAUGGCUCAAGGGAGCAGGCCAAGAAGGCUGCAUGUAAGGAGAAUGGCAAGGAAAAAUCUCCUAUGGUGGAGAUAUCUGAGGAGCCCCAGCCGGAUAGCACAGUGGAACCAUCAAGGGGCAAACGAGAGCCCUCCAACCCAAAGCGAGCCUCUGGGAGGAAUGAAACUGCAGAAGGGAAGAACCAAGCCAGUCUGGGUCUGCCAGCUGGCCCUACUGCCAAAGGGGCAGUGUGCAUCAAACCUGGUCUGUCUGAGGAGGAAGGGAACAGCAGCAGCAUGGGGAGCACAGGACUCAGCGGAAAAGCCUGCAGCCCAAACAAUGACAAGGGAGCCCAAGGGGAUGCCCUGUUGGACCUGAAGGCUGACAAUUUGGAGAGGGUGUUGGUGCCCAUGGAAAUGCAACUGCCUAUGGGAUCUGCAGAGACAUUGCCCCAUCAGCUUCGGCCCUGCCCAGAAAAGAGGAUCCCACAGCCAGCCAGUUUCUCUGAGGCUCCACGGGAGCCAGAGCUUGCAUCUGCCUUCAGUGAAGCUCUCUCCUCCUCUCCACCAUCCAGGGACACUGACAAAAGAGGCUGGUCCAAGGACAGUGAUGCUCUAGAGGCUGUUGCUAAUGAACCAGAGCCCAUUGUGAAUCUGACAUUUGUGAAGAAUGACUCUUAUGAGAAAGGGAAUGAUUCUAUGGUGGUGCACGUUUAUGUGAAGGAGAUUCACAAAGAGGCGUCCAAGGUGCUGUUUCGGGAGCAGGACUUCACACUGAUGUUCCAGACGAGUGAUGCCAACUUUCUGCGACUGCAUCCAGACUGUGGCUCUCAUACAGUAUUCAGGUGGCAAGUGAAACUCAGGAAUCUCAUAGAGCCAGACCAGUGUACAUACAACUUCACCACAGCUCGCAUUGACAUCUGCUUGAAGAAACGGCACAGCCAGCGCUGGGGGGGCCUUGAGGCUCCUGCCGCACGAGGUGCAGUGGGUGGUGCAAAGGUUGCCAUGCCAACAGGCCCUACCCCCCUGGAUAAAAGCCAACCUGGGAGUAACCAGCACCCGCUGUCCAGUAAAGAGGAAGCGCGAGCAGGCGAGAAGGAGACGCCGCGAGCAGAGGAGGGCGGCCUGGACGGUGUCGCUGCUCGGACAGUGGCGGAGCAUGUGCCAGUGAAGCAGGAGCCGCUUGUGCCCUCGCCCAAGCCAACAUGCAUGGUCCCACCCAUGACUCACAGCCCCGUCAGCAGCGAAAGUGUGGAGGAAGAAGAGGAAGAAGAGGACAAGAAGGUGUGCCUGCCAGGCUUCACAGGGCUGGUGAACUUGGGCAACACCUGUUUCAUGAACAGUGUGAUCCAGUCUCUUUCCAACACCCGGGAGUUGCGGGACUACUUUCAUGAUCACUCCUUUGAGUCUGAAAUCAACUACAAUAACCCGCUGGGAACUGGGGGGCGCCUGGCUAUCGGCUUUGCUGUCUUGUUGAGGGCACUUUGGAAAGGCACACACCAUGCCUUCCAGCCUUCUAAGCUGAAGGCAAUUGUGGCAAGCAAGGCCAGCCAGUUCACAGGCUAUGCCCAACAUGAUGCCCAGGAAUUCAUGGCUUUUCUACUGGAUGGGCUCCAUGAGGACCUUAACCGCAUUCACAGCAAGCCCUACACUGAAACAGUAGAUUCAGAUGGACGGCCUGAUGAGAUUGUCGCUGAAGAGGCCUGGAAACGACAUAAGAUGAGGAAUGAUUCCUUCAUUGUGGACCUGUUCCAGGGCCAGUACAAGUCCAAGUUAGUGUGUCCUAUGUGCUCAAAGGUAUCCAUCACGUUCGAUCCCUUCCUGUAUUUGCCGGUCCCCCUACCCCAAAAGCAGAAAGUGCUGACAGUCUAUUACUUUGCAAAGGAACCCCACAAGAAGCCUGUCAAGUUCCUGGUGAGCAUCAGCAAGGAGAAUUCCACUGCCAUGGAGGUACUAGACUCAGUGUCCCACAGCAUGAGAGUGAAUCCUGAUAACCUGCGCCUGGCUGAGGUAAUCAAGAACCGUUUCCACCGCAUGUUCCUGCCUUCCCAGUCGCUAGACAUGGUCUCUCCCACAGACCUUCUGCUGUGCUUUGAGGUGCUUUCCCCAGACCUGGCCAAGGAGCACGUGGUGGAGCUGCAGGUUCAACAGCGUCCUCAGGUGCCCAGUGUGCCCAUCACCAAAUGUGCCGCCUGUCAGAAGCAGCAGCAGUCAGAAGAGAAGUUGAAGCGUUGCACCCGGUGCUACCGUGUUGGGUAUUGCAAUGUAGUGUGUCAGAAAACACAUUGGCCCGACCACAAAGCUUUGUGCCGCCCUGAGAACAUUGGCUUCCCCUUCCUCAUCAGCGUGCCCGAGUCACGCCUUACCUAUGCACGGCUGGCUCAGCUUCUGGAAGGUUACGCAAGAUACUCAGUCAGUGUGUUCCAGCCACCUUUCCAAGUGGGCAGGAUGUCACCAGAGCAAGGCUUGCAGCCCCAGCUGCCUGAGAAACAAGAGCCUCCUGCCAGGAAUAGCAGUGCUACAGUUGUUUCUGCUGCUGCUUCUGCUGAUGAUAACACUUCCACCAUCAUGGAGUCAGGAGAUGGUGCCAGGGCCCCACAUCUGUUGCAGGAACCCCAGUCGUCUCUCUCAGCCCCUGAGCUGCAGCCUGAAUUGGGGGAUACCAGUGCUGUCAGAAGCAAGGUCCCCACAGGAAGAAGCUCAGGGCUGAGCUUGGAUUCGGGCUUCUCUGAGCCUUCCUUGGACACACGGGCUGAAAGUUGUGUAGAAAGGGAGGUGCCUUAUGAGAGAGUCCCUAAGCCUGAAGCUGCCAUCCCUGGUUACCAGCAUCCAGCUGAGGGGCUGAGUUCCCAUGUUACCCAGUUCUACAUCAACAAGAUUGAUGCAGCCAGCAAAGAGCAAAAGCUGGAGGAUAAAGGAGACAUUCCGCUGGACCUGACGGAUGAUUGUUCCCUAGCCCUGGUUUGGAAGAAUAAUGAGAGGAUGAAGGAGUUUGUGCUGGUAGAGUCCAAGGAGCUUGAGUGUGUGGAGGAUCCAGGCUCUGCAAGUGAGGCAGCCAGGGCAGGCCACUUCACCCUUGAACAGUGCCUCAACCUUUUCACUAAGCCAGAGGUGUUAGCUCCUGAGGAGGCCUGGUACUGCCCAAAGUGUAAGCAGCACCGUGAGGCAUCUAAGCAGCUCAUGCUGUGGCGCCUGCCCAAUGUCCUCAUCAUACAGCUCAAACGCUUCUCAUUCCGCAGCUUUAUUUGGAGGGACAAGAUCAAUGAUAUGGUGGAUUUCCCAGUGAGGAGCUUGGACCUGAGCAAGUUCUGCAUUGGCCAGAAGGAUGAGCAGCAGCUGCCCAUGUACGACCUAUAUGCAGUUAUCAACCACUAUGGGGGCAUGAUUGGUGGACACUACACAGCGUAUGCCCGGCUGCCGAGUGACAAGAACAGCCAGCGCAGUGAUGUGGGAUGGCGGCUCUUUGAUGACAGCACUGUCACCACAGUGGAUGAAAGCCAGGUGGUGACACGAUAUGCCUAUGUGCUCUUCUACCGCCGACGAAACUCUCCUGUAGAAAGACCCCCCCGAGUGCCGCCUCAUCCCUCAGACCCUCGGACCGACUUGGCCCCAUCUGCUGAGGCAGCAGCCAAUCAGGCUUCUCUGCUCUGGCAGGAACUGGAGGCUGAAGAGGAUGCUGCCAGGAGGCUGAUGAGGAACCCUUGGAGGUCUUGUAGUCGAAGAACAAAGCACCUCACCUCAGAGUGUUCCGAUGAAGGGCAUGUCCGAUACUUUGUCCUGGGCACCAUGGCAGCCAUUGUGGCACUCUUCCUGAAUGUCUUCUACCCCCUCAUCUAUCAGACCCGCUGGAGGUAGCAGCAGCAGCAGCAGCAAGGCACCAGGAGGAGGGCAGUUAGCUUACUUCAGCCUUGGCUGUCCUCCAUGACAUCUUUGUGGCGAGGGGCUUGGAUGCUCCUUGCCAGGGUAGGUGCAAGAAGAAGCCUUCGUGCCCAUACCUCCCCAUCAAGAAGCUGUCAAGUCUCGGGCCUGCUCUCUCCCGCUUGGCUGACUACAUGGAUUUGCAAACGGGAAGGUUUUGUUACGGCUCUGCUGUCUCAAUGAGAUGGACUUUUUUUAGGUGGCUUUUGUAGACUUCAGCCCAUGUGAAUAAAGGGCUGGAAAAUCUAUGUACAGCAGAGGCUACAGACCUACAAAUAUUAGUCUCUAUAAACUGGAUGGUAAUAUGUUUGUCUUGGCCACUCCCUGCCUUGGGAUAGCUCCUCUGUAUUGGGUUGACACAAACACUUGUUCCACAUGCCCAGUAUUUGAAAAGUUGUAUCAGCUUCCUCAGUUGGGUAUUAGCACUGUGCUCGGAGGAGGUGGAAAAGAGGUGCCUGGCCAACCUUUUUAAAUGGGCAUCUCUUCCCUUUUGUUUGAGAGAGGGAGAAAAUACUGCUGAUUCUUCCAAAUGGUGAUGAAUUACAUUCUCUCACCAUGAUAGUAUCAACUUGCAACUGAGUAGAUCAUGAUCAUCUUUUCUUUUUUCUUUUUUAAUAGCAUCUUUUAAGUGUUUCUAUCUGGGCAUAAGGCUACGCCUGAGCACAGAGUGCAAGAGAAAGUAUUUUUUUCUCACCCUUCCUUAAGCCAACUGAACAUUAUUUAGUGCAGAGCCCCAGGCAAACAGAAGACAAUACUUUGGUUUGUAUCUCUGCUCCUGUAUACGUCUCUGAAUGUUGGAGUGUGUGUGGGCCUACUUCUUUGUGCACACACAAGGUGGCAGAAACGUGUCUCUUGCGUCACAGUUGUGUGGCGUGUUUCUUUUAAUCUGGCCCUGUAGGCUGUGGUUCCUUGCAUGCAUUGCAGGGUCCCUCUUGUGCCUCUCAACCACUGGUUUAGUCUUAAAUAUCCUGAUCUAGGCUCUUGGCUGUGGCCAGAUAAGUAAGGUUUGUUUUGAGAGUUUGUGAUCCUAGAGCUAAGUUUUAUUCUUUGGAACAGCCUUCCUUGGUUUGUAUGUAAUUAUUGAUUGUUGUUACUAUUCAUAAGCAUUAUACAAAUCUAACAACAUCUUGCACAUUCUUCCCAGCACUUUUAGAGGGGCAUUUAACCUUUCUGGGGGUUGGGGGGGGGGUGAGAUGGGAUAUAGCCUUGCCUGCAGUGCCCAGCGUUCAGGUUGUCUGGUGCUGGUGCCCCUGCUAUGCCCCAGGAAAUGGGCAUUCUGUAGCCUCACCAGUGCCAAAGAGCACAGCCUGCUACAUGUGUAGUUCUGGUGGGGAUGUUCCCACCCUAAGGAAGUUAUCCUCUGCCAGUUUGGAUAAAUGCAUUGCAUUGUGCUGUGGAAAAG